This is a messenger RNA of Sarcophilus harrisii (Tasmanian devil), 9558 nucleotides long. RefSeq names its product transformer 2 alpha homolog (gene TRA2A). The transcript is spliced from 8 exons. Gene Ontology annotation, molecular function: RNA binding. Gene Ontology annotation, biological process: positive regulation of mRNA splicing, via spliceosome. The coding region runs from base 8040 to 8585 and encodes 181 amino acids. The record is from RefSeq and is a predicted model, not a curated record. Lineage: Eukaryota; Metazoa; Chordata; Mammalia; Dasyuromorphia; Dasyuridae. Gene Ontology annotation, cellular component: spliceosomal complex.
UUAGCUCAUUGGUGCUUAAUGAAUGCUUAUUGAUUAAGAAUUAAUGAUUAGAUGACAGUCACCUCUAGAGAAAAGUGAAUAGUUGCUCACAUGUCUCCUGCCCCUAGAACAAACCUAAUUCAUGAUAUCCAAAUUGCAUCUUGGAGGGAUUUCAGCAAAGGGAAGGAUUUCAGAGGAGUACAUUUCAAGACAUGUGGGAGAAAGUCACAAAGGAAGAAUGCAUACAAAGGGAAUGUGUGUGAAAUAAAAUGUUGACUCAUUAAUGGUGGGCACCCAGUCUCAGGAAGAACUUGAAUGCCAGAGUCAGGAGAUCAUAAAUUACAAAGAACAAGUUAUCUUUUCCCCUGUCCACUGCCAAUUUUUAUUCCUUUGUUCAAUUCAGCAAUAAAUUGAUCAAUUAAAUGAGCAAAAAUAGUUAAAUUCACCCUCUAGUUCUUGAACAGACUUGACAGAGAAUGAAACGUUGUGUGGGGGUUGUAGGAGGAGUAAAUUGUAGCUAAAGCCAGCAAUGGAGUAGUAUUUUGUUUUCUUUCCUUUGUUGUUUGAUGUUUUAUGGGAUGAUGUUCAGUCCUUUCCAGGCUACAAAAAAGUACCAACUAUUCAUCUUUUAAAACUAUUUUACAAUGUUUAUCAUAAAUUGCUAAUGUAAUUUUAAAAUAAUUUUAAAAAGGCUUAUGCUUUUAAUUACAUGAAGUGAACAAAAACUUACCUUGCCUUAAUCCUUUCACCUUUGAGAAAAGUUUCUUUUUUUAGUCAACAAUUUUUCAAAUUGGCUUUGGGAAAUGCCUUUUCCUUUCCUUUGAUUAAGAAAUGAUUUGUGAAAAGCUUAAUUUGCUAAUCUACAAAUCAGCUUGUUUGAGCUUAUGCUCAGUUUGCUUAUAGUCUCAAAAUUGUACAUGCCAUUAUUUAUAGCAUUUUUGACUACCAGGGUGUUUCAAUGUUCUUUUUCCAUGCUUCCAUUUCUUUGUUAACAUACACUCAUUGGAAACAUGUAAAAGGCCCAAGUCUUUACCCCCUAAGUAAGUGGGGGUUUUUUGUUUGUUUUACCUCUUUUUGGUAAGAAAACAGAUUUUGGAGAGGAUAGUAGUAAAACAAAGAAACUCAAAUGAAGCAGAUACAAGACUCAAGUUGUUGUAGAUUGUGAUUUUGCAUUAUUAGUCAGAAACUAUUUUUAUGUGUUUUUGGCCAGAACUUUUUCUAACCUGUAACUAAAUAAAAUUUAGGUAAAUUGUAGGACCUUGGGAAAGAUGACCUAGGAGGGAUGGGUGCCCUCAGAUGGUGGGUGGAAGGGAACUAGUCUUUAAAAUGAAAUAAAAUGAAUUACCUAUUAUAGGACAGGUUAUAUUCCCCUCCCCCAUCGAUUCUGUGCAGUUUCCCGAAGUUCCCCUAGGAGUGUGAAAAAUUUUUUGCUGCCAGUGUAUCCCAGUAUUAAGUACAUUUGCACUCCAUUUCCUUUUGAGAACCCUAUCAGUCUUAAACAAGUACCUCUUCAAGUUAAGUGCAUUGGGACUGAUUUUCUUGUUUGGAAUUUAACAAAAUAAGCCUAUCUAAAAAGAGGAUAAUAGUGGGAACAAUGAGAUGGGAAUUGGAAUGGGGCAGCACUGGAGGAAAGUCAGAGGCACAGUGAAAUGGGGCCUGAGAUUCUUCCCUUCUAUUGAUUACAGACUUUGUUUUGUUUAUAGGAUACUUAGUUUCCCCAAUGUUUGCAGUUUUAACAAACACUGAAAUUAGCAAAGGAAUCUUUUUCUGACCCCAGACUCUAUAGGAAUUGUUUCAGUGACCUUACAGUUUAGAAUGUUCUGCAUCUAAACAGUAAGGACAAGUAUAAGAAAAAUAAGAAAGGUUCUGGAUCCUUUGGGCAAGCACAUUAAAUUCCUAUUCCUUACUUCCUAAUGUUUAUUCAUCUUCCUUAAAAUUAUGACCAUUUAUUUCAUCCCCACUAACCUUUUAAGAACUACAAAAGAUUCAGUAGCUGCUUGAGUUUGGAAAGCAUGCUCAAGAUUUUUCCCCCUCUAGUACUAGGACUCUAGUAUUGCCUCUUUUAAGAGUUGUUAUAUUGAUGUAACACUGACAAAUGUUACAAGUGCCAAUCCUAAAGUUGUUGCUUUGAAAAAAAAGAUACGCCUUUAUGGCAUCAAUCAUUAUUCUAUGUCCAUUGUUUUCAUAACUUGCUUUUUUUUUCAAACUUCAGAAUAUAAACUAACAUACACAAUUUUAAUAUGUAGUUUCUAGAAGUAUAAGGAAAUAAGCACCCUAAAAUAAACUGUAGCAAUAUGGUUCUAAGCUUAAUGAAAGGAAAUUCACAUUUAUAUAAUCAUAAGUUGAGAAACUAAUCUUUUAAAGACCAGUAGAAGCUAGGACUUGGUGAUCCAUGAUUAUGAUAUCAGAUACUUGGGCUCCUGAGUUUUUUAAGCUUUGAAGUUCUAGUCUACAGUAGGUUAUGUAUGUCAGUAGGUGAUUUCAGUGUGUCACCAGUGUGGGGAACCUGGGAGCUGGGCAACCUGAGGAGGGGUGACCUGACCUAGGACAAAGUUCCUAACAUUGGGCAGUGAAGUGGCCCUUUUACUUCCUUCCUGAGCCCUCAAAAAAUUUCAGUUUUCUUUUUAGUAAAGUAAGUAAAGAUAGUUGUCAGUUGGAGGAUCUUCUGUUAUAAUAAAACUGUUAAACAUAUUCUGUAUCUUCAAAAAUUGAGUGGGAAAAAAAAAUGGUACUUUUCAAUCAAAAGAGUUUCAGAGAUUUUCUUUGGCUGGAGCUCUCUUUUAGUAGGUUCUGUUUCUGCCUUUUUUUAAACCUUUAAUGAAAUAAGCAAUUAUGGGAUCUAAAAUUAUGGAGCCUGGAACUUUAAGUAUAUAGGAUAAAGGAUUUAAAAGAACAUGUUUAAUUGAGAGAGAGAUCCUCUUAUCUUGACUGGGAAAAAGCUCAGUGGUUAUGUCUUUUUAGGCUGUUAAAGGCAUUUGAAUAACAUAGAGGGAAAUCGCUAAGAUGUCUCUAGUAUUUCUAUUUUUGAGAGCUAUUUGAUGGGCCUUAUUAGAUUUCCCCUUUAAAAUACAUAAUUUAAAUUAUUUUUGCAUUCCUAAGUGGUAUGGUUCUCAACCUUUUUAGUAUAUGUGCUAUAAGUAACAUAUUCCUAUAGAUCUGAAUUGCAGUUAAUUUUACUGCUAUAUCUGGUCACCCAAUAUAAAAUUAUUUUAAAGUGACAGCAUCAACUGGACCAUCUAAUUUUUUUAUUUAUUAAGUAUUAAUAUUCUGAAACAUGGUGUCAGGAAAAGAUUUCAAAUUCAGACCAUUUCCUCUGCAGGCUGAGUUUUAGAUCAGUGGUUAUUGCUAGCUAAUUAUUAUAGAAGGCUUACUGUGAUCCAAUUGUUGAUUCAUAUUUAGUGAAAAUAGCACCUAAAGCUUCAGUUUUUCAUUAUUCAGAACAGCUUAACCUAGCAUUAACUAAAUUAAGCCCAUUUAUUUAUCUUAAACAGUAGCAAUUUGUGCAGAAGAAAAAAAUUUAAAUAUAUCAUCAAAAGUUCUUUGAAUUUAAUUUUGACUAAGAUAAAAAUGCUUACUGCACCUAUUUAUUGGUUAACUUUUUCUAAGCCCCAGACAAAAUAAGGUUUCAUUUGGCACAAGAGCUUUUUAUUUUCAUAAAUUUGUUAGUAUUUUUUUCUAGAUUUUGUUGCAAUAGCACUUAGAUAUUAUUGUCCAUAGUACCAUAUGAAAAGAAUUCCAUAGACUUUUCUGUUCUCCAGAAGUUUAUGGCUUCUGUAUGAGUAAAGGGCAUAGAGACAACUAGAUGAAAAAGUUACUAUGUGUGCCCUGGGAUCAGUCCUGAAAGCUUGAAGUUCAAAUAGGACCUGGGAAAGAUGAAGGUAAGGUCUUCAUAUGACCAGUCUAGAAGCAUUUAGAACAAUCAGAGAAGACAGCUUAAUGAACCCCAGCUCUUUGGAAGGCCGUUUCUAAUCAAUAGGAUUUAAGAGGGUAACUAAUUAACUGAACAUGAUGAUUUGAUGGCCACUAAAGUUGAUGUACCUGAAAUGAUCAUAGUGGUGGGAAAAAGGCAUGCUGGGAUGUGAAGUUUAGGAAGAUGAAGUAGCUGAGCAAGUUGAUGAAAGGAUUUUUUAAAAACUAUCAAACUUGAGUGUCUGCCCCCAAAUGUCAUAAAUGUUUAUAUAAAAUUUUAUCUGAUAAAAUGCUAAGUAGUAACUAUUGCUUUUUUUUCUUGUGAACUUUUAAUAUGAAAAUUAGGGUUCAAAAUUUUUAAAAGUGAAACUAAGGUGAUAGUUUGGUUCAAUUAGUGACUUAAACAUAGUAAUCCUAGUGAAAAAGACUUACUUUUCCAAUUAGUAAAUAACUUCAGCAACAUUGUUAAAAUGGAAACUCUGAUAAGAUGAGAUACUGAACACAAGUAAUAAGCCAAGAUGCAAAAACAUUGUCACGAAAAUUUUUAUUUUAUAAGAGGAAAAAAUAACCUCAUGCAAGCAAAUGUUUAAUUUUAAAUUCUAUAUGUUUAAUUUUAAGUAUUGCAAAAUAUUCAAUACAGAACGGUGUAAUCAAGUUUUCUUUAAGGUUUCCAUUGACCAGAGAGGAAAGUAUGUGGUGGUAUAAAAUUGGGAUCAUUGUGCAUGUUUCCAUGAGAGACAGACAGACACAGAGAAGCAGUGAUUCUCAAAAUUUUUAAUGUUAGGGGGCCUUUUAUACUCUUCAAUAUUGAAAACCAACAUUCCUCUCCUCCCAAGAACUUUUGUUUUUAUGUGAGUUAUGUCCAAUUUUAUGUUUGAGAAUAUUUAAGAAUGACUUUCGAAAAACAUCAUAUACUUUAAUCAUUAAUAUUGCCACCUAUAUCUAGACAAUGAACAAAAUAGUCAAUCAAGACUCAAUUUGCCAGUUUCCAAGGAGUAAAUGUUCACACUGAAUAUUUAAAAAUCUAUCAAUAGGAAGUGACUCCAGCACACCCCUAGUUAUCUGUUGAUAUUCACCAUGUUGGAAAUUAAAAUAUCUUAAGAUUGAGAUAAAAAUAGUUUUAACUUUCACAGUACUCUGGGCCACACUUUGAGAACCAUUAGAAUAUAGCACAAAACAAAAGGUAGUUUAAGGCAAACCUUUUUAAUACCUGGAACAUAUCCUUAAUGUGGGACAAAAUAAUAGCAUUACAAAGUUAAUUUUAUGCCAAGAAAUCUGACUUAUUAGAAAAAAUACAUAUAUAUAUAUCAGAAGAGAGAUUUUUAUUUACAAAAGCAUAGCUAAUUUACCAGUCUUUGAGACUUAAAGUCUUAAGAGGUAUGUUUACAAGCUAACCAUUCUGUUUUGAGGGGGGAAAGAUUAGGAAGAUCCAUUCACAUAGGGAAUUCUGAUGUGGAAACUCCCUCUGGCGAUUGUCAGUUUACCUGUAAAUUAUAGAGUAUUUUUAAGGAGACAUUGAGAAGUUGUUACUUUAUUUUGGUCAGGACUUGAACCCUUUGGCUCUUCCUAGCUCAUAGACCAACCUUCUGCCCAUCAUACCAUGCUGUGGCUCCAAAGUCAGUCGUAGUUUUUGAAAUGCUUGAUAUGUUACCAGUUUGGUGAAUAAAAUUGUAUCCAUGCUUGCUUCAUGGUUACAAGAACUAGAAUAGCAGAUAUGAAACAAAGUGGAAGAUUUAUUAUAAUAAGUAAUUAAGUGAGAAGCCAGGGUAGAAAAUCUGAAUUUGGGGUUUUAUUUUUCUUCCAGAGAAUAUGGCAAAUAUCUUUAGGUAAUUGUAAUAGAUGCUGAUGAAUUUAUCACAUUAAAAUCGGGAUUUUAGGGCUCUAAUUACAUUGUCUUGAAUUUAUUAUGGACUUGUGCUUGAUUUUCCCUGUGAUUUUUUCAAGUUUAAUUAGAAGAAAAGCUUGAAAGAAAAAUAUAGACAUAUACCUUCAUAAAAGUACUACUUCAUACUUGAGUCACAUAGUAGAAAUAUACCAUUGAAGGUUCCAUUCUUUACAUGAAAUCCUGCCUAUAGAAUUUUUAUUAAAUUUGAAUGAUUAGUACUCAUCUUCAAACCUUAUAUAGACUAGAGAAACCAAAUUGCCAUUUAAUGAUAAAAUUCUUCCUCUUCUAUCUCUUUUUAUUAAUUGAAAAGUACAUUGUAGUAUAUGUUCUCUAAAUAAGGAGACUAAAACUAUUCAAGUUAACUUUAAUUUUUUUCUUUUAUAAGAACUUCAUUUCAGAAUUACAUAUAUGAGAUCAGGGAAUAAUUGAACCAAAAGGACCCAGAUGCCUUUAAUUCUAAAUAUAUGUUCUGAAUAACAUUAAAAAUUGAACCUAAAUAGAAGACUUUUAUACCUUUGAAAAGGGUUUUGCAUUUUACAAAAGGAUAAUAUAUGAUAGGAUUAUUUUAAAUAAACUUCCCGGAGCAAUUUAAAUCACUUGAGUUUUGCAGAGUUUGGAUUUAUACACAUCUCCUUCUGAAUUAAGGCUAUUCUGCAACAAAGCCAGUAAAGAGUGAUAUGAAGAUAACCUGCACACACUUAUCACUUGACAGUUUCAAAAUGGAAUUUUCAGCAGUCUUUUCCUUCUGUGUACUUAUUUGCUAUAGCAAAAUUAUGUCAUACUAAUUAUUAUUUAGACUGAAUGCUUUUAAUAUUUAAAUGUAUUUAAUAAAAUUAGAAGUUGAAGGGUAAGGUAGUAAUUAGUUUUUGGAUUGCUUUGAAUCUGCAUAUAUAUAUCUUCUAAAGUGGGAGUUCAUGUGGGUAUGUACAAAUAGUGAUAGUAAUAUUACUACUUUUAUAAUAUAUAGAACUGGAUAAGGAGGUACUUGAUUUGAUUUUGCUUUCAAAAUUAGUCUUUAACCCGGUUUAGUGUUUUUAACAGUAUUGAUAAUUGGGGAUUUUUAGAGUUAGCCAGAAAUUUUGUUAGAGAGUUUGAACCUCUUUGAAUCUUUGCAUGUUUGAAUAAGAUGUGACUUUAGAUAGAUCUGGUGCAAGUGGUUGGUUAGUAAGACUGCUUUUUCCUCUUAUGUGUUGGUCUGGAGGGGCACAUGCAAACAAUUCUGACCAGGAUGUUUUGCUUUCAAAGCUGUUUGAUCUUAUAACUGGGUAUAGUGAAAGCUUACUUACAGGUUAUUAAGAUUCCUGAGAUAUUGAAGUCAUAGAAACCUAUCAAGGACACACCAAAAAUCUAUUUGCUUUUUAUUAGUUCCAUAUUCUAAUUAGCCUGUAGUAUUGAUGUAUAUAUACCUUUUAAGGUUCAGGGAAAUUCCAGAUAAAGGUUAGGGAUGAAAUCUGAAAGGGGAGGAGGGGUGACUUGAAUAUGGUAAAAGCACUUAGAAUUCUCAGUAAAUUCCUGAUGUUAAAAUUUAGAUUCUUAAACAAUUUUAAAGACUUAAAAAUUGUUUUUAUAAAAUAGUUAUUUGCACUUUACCUGCUGGCUUUUCCAUUUGGUAGAUAACAUUCUGAACUCCAGCAGAGUUUUAUAAUCCCCACGUGCUUAAAUAUACUAAAUGUUCUUUUUCCAUUAAGGUUAAUGUUCGUGAAGAAAUUGAAGAGUUUUUUCCAAGAAUGUGGAAGAUAAAUCAAGAUAAAAGAAGGCUAAUGAAAAGUAUUAAAGAUCAGAAAAUUAAAAUUGAAUGGGGGAAAAAAUUGAACAGAAGAUUGGUCAGAUAGAAGCACUUGAAUUUUUUUUAAGGCUAUUAUGAAUUGUUUGAAUUGGGGAAGAAUACACGAAGUAUGAAAAAGGAAAAACUCAAUGAAGAAUGAAGAAAAGUAGAAAGCACGAGUGAAGUAGAAUUAAAAGAAUCUGGAAGAAUGAAUGGGUCCUAGGUUAAGUAAAUGAGUCUCGCUCUCAGUCAAAAUCUCCAGCGGGAAGUCCUGCUCGUGUAAAAUCCGAGAGCAGGUCAGGAUCUCGUAGUCCAUCAAGGGCUUCUAAACAUUCCGAAUCCCACUCUCGGUCAAGAUCAAAAUCCAGGUCGAGGUCAAGGAGACAUUCUCAUAGACGCUACACUCGAUCCAGGUCCCACUCUCAUUCUCAUAGGAGGCGAUCACGGAGUAGGUCAUACACACCAGAGUAUCGUCGUCGACGGAGUCGCAGUCAUUCUCCCAUGUCUAACCGAAGAAGACAUACAGGCAGCAGAGCUAAUCCAGACCCCAACACAUGUCUGGGAGUAUUUGGUCUGAGUUUAUAUACAACAGAGAGAGAUCUUCGGGAAGUAUUUUCCCGUUAUGGACCCUUGAGUGGUGUCAAUGUGGUUUACGAUCAACGAACUGGACGAUCCCGGGGAUUUGCUUUUGUUUAUUUUGAGCGAAUAGAUGAUUCAAAAGAGGCCAUGGAGAGGGCGAACGGGAUGGAGCUGGACGGAAGGAGGAUCCGUGUGGAUUACUCCAUCACCAAGAGAGCGCACACGCCCACCCCGGGCAUCUACAUGGGCAGGCCCACGCACAGUGGAGGCGGUGGCGGUGGCGGCGGCGGCGGAGGCGGCGGCGGAGGCGGGAGACGUCGGGACUCUUACUAUGAUCGAGGAUAUGAUCGAGGAUAUGACAGAUAUGAAGAAUAUGAUUACCGGUACAGAAGAAGAUCACCUUCUCCAUACUACAGUCGAUACAGAUCACGGUCAAGAUCCCGUUCCUAUAGCCCAAGACGCUAUUGACGAAUUGAACGGUUGCUAUUGAAGACUUGGAUUUUUAAAAUUCUUCUGGAUUUCUCCAACCUUUUAAUCUUCCCCACCUAUCAAGAACCCUUAAAAAAUCUUUGGUUUAUUUAGAAUCUACACUUUUUAAGUUGAUAUAUUGCUGUUUUCACCCCUUUAUUAUACUCUGGAAGAUGUAAUUGUUGUAGUUUUGAGUAGUCAAACAUCUUAAACAAAACUUAAAAGAAACCCCAGUGUUAAUACAUUUUGUAAAUGCUUUUUUUUGUUUGUUUGUUUUUUGUUUUUACAAAAAAAAAUUCUAUCGUAAUCAAAUGAGGAAAGAAAUUGUUGUUUUUGAAAAGCUUGUUCUGUGUGAAUUGUACACAACAUUAUAACAAAUUUUCAUUGACAAAUAACUUGGUGUUUUGGGGGUGUUUUGUUUGUUUUUUUGGUUAACUGUUUGCUUGUUUAUUUUAAGAAAAAUAGUAACCUAUCUAAACUGUUCAGUAAUGACAAAUUUAAAUGUGGGGUGGCAUGGAACAGUCAAAUAGUUGAGUGUAGAAAGUUUGAAGCUGUAGAAGAAAAAUGAUUCUUGAUCAUUUCUUUUGAAAGGAAAUAAAAAUUGAACCCUAAAAAUUAGGUCUAUGUUUUAGAGAUGAAAAGCUUGUGGACUCCUGCACAACAUAUUGCAUUUGAAAUACAUCUGUUAAACCUUGCAAAUUUAAUUAAAGUGUGGUUUUUAUGUUUUUUUUUCUUUUUAAAAAAAAAAAAAAAAAAACCUUAUUCAGUUUAAAUGUUCCCUUAAUCAGUGAAAGACAACCCUUAUUUAUUGAAUAUAGCAAUUUAGUUAUAUAAUUUGCUGUUCAUAGAAAUUUUGGUAUUGGGAUAAUGGGUUAAGCAGGUUAUAUAGUUUACAAUCCUUUGAAGUGAUAUGUGUGGGGGGAAUUUACCAUAAGUCUGCUCUCAUUUCAAAUAAAAGUUAAUUCAAUUGAAA